AUGGCAUCCAAUCUCAAUGGCCAUGUGACCUUGGCUUCAGAGCCUCAGAGAGAUUUCCAAGUUGUCGUCGCUGCAACCAAGGAGAUGGGCAUCGGUAAAGACGGAAAACUUCCCUGGACUUUGCCUACUGAUCUCAAAUUCUUCAAGGACUUAACACUGACCACUUCUGAUUCCACCAAGAAGAACGCUGUUGUGAUGGGUAGGAAAACGUGGGAGUCUAUUCCCACAAAGUAUAGGCCACUCUCUGGUCGCCUCAACGUUGUCUUAACUCGUUCAAGCGGCUUCGACAUAGCCAACACAGAGAAUGUUGUAACGUGCAGGAGCAUCGAUUCCGCGCUAGAUUUAUUAGCUGCACCUCCGUAUCGUUUGUCUAUUGAGAAGGUGUUUGUAAUAGGAGGUGGUGAAGUAUUGAGGGACUCGUUGAAUGGGCCGAGAUGCGAAGCUAUCCACUUAACUGAGAUUGAUACAAGUAUUGACUGUGAUACAUUUAUUCCUGCCAUUGACACUUCUGCAUAUCAGCCUUGGUGUUCGUCUCUUCCAACGUGUGAAAAUGGACUUCGGUUUUCCUUCACCACUUAUGUUCGUGUGAAGAGCUCUGAUGAGAGUGAUGAGUCAAAGGCCAUUCAAGUUGAUUGGAAAAAGUUUUCUUCUAUUCUUCCUAAAAAGAUUUUUGAGCGGCAUGAGGAGUUUCUCUACUUGAAUAUGGUCAGUGAGAUCAUCUCAAAUGGGAACUUAAAGAACGAUAGGACAGGGACCGGUACAUUAUCUAAAUUUGGCUGCCAGAUGACGUUCAAUUUGCGCAGAAGCUUUCCACUUCUGACUACAAAGAGAGUUUUCUGGAGAGGUGUUGUUGAAGAACUUCUAUGGUUCAUAAGCGGUUCAACCAAUGCAAAGCUACUUCAAGAAAAGGGUAUCCAUAUUUGGGAUGGGAAUGCGUCAAGAGAGUAUCUUGAUGGUAUUGGACUAACUGAGAGAGAAGAAGGUGACUUGGGACCCGUUUAUGGAUUUCAAUGGAGACACUUUGGUGCCAAGUACACAGACAUGCAUGCUGAUUAUACUGGCCAAGGAUUUGAUCAACUCUUAGAUGUUAUUAACAAGAUCAAGAACAAUCCUGAUGAUCGGCGGAUUAUAAUGUCGGCUUGGAAUCCUUCUGACCUUAAACUGAUGGCACUUCCACCAUGCCACAUGUUUGCUCAGUUUUACGUAGCAAAUGGAGAGCUUUCCUGUCAAAUGUAUCAGCGUUCAGCUGAUAUGGGUCUUGGUGUGCCGUUUAACAUUGCUUCUUACUCCCUUCUUACAUGCAUCCUCGCUCAUGUUUGUGGUAAUGUUUCAAACUUUUCACUACAGAAAUGAAGCAAGCUCUGAUUUGGAAUCUGCCAUGUAUUUUGAUGUUUGUGUUGAUUAUUAUGCAGAUCUUGUUCCUGGUGAUUUUAUACAUGUGAUUGGAGAUGCUCAUGUUUACAAAAACCAUGUUAGGCCUCUGCAAGAGCAACUUGAGAACCCACCAAAACCGUUUCCUGUUCUGAAGAUAAAUCCAGAGAAGAAACACAUUGAUUCUUUUGUGGCUGCUGAUUUUGAGCUCAUUGGCUAUGAUCCUCACAAGAAAAUAGAUAUGAAAAUGGCUGUUUAGUCUCCCUCGUAAAACAGGGUUCUCACAAAGAAUGUUUUUUUUUUCUAUUUAACCAAAACUUAAAGUUUUGUCUUUGUGUGUGACGUUCUUUUGAUUCAAACGUGUGAGAUUUUAAUCGGUUUUCAUUUAGUUUAAGAUAAUUUUCUAUCUAAUAUCCAAAUGGCAUUUUAUUUUUUCAACAAAAAAUAUCUAGAAAAUUCCAGUGAGAGGAACUAAUAGUUGAUUCGG
This is a messenger RNA of Eruca vesicaria subsp. sativa (arugula), 1858 nucleotides long. NCBI's taxonomy places the organism in Eukaryota, Viridiplantae, Streptophyta, Magnoliopsida, Brassicales, Brassicaceae. The record is from the annotation of a GenBank genome assembly.